AGGCAUGGCAGCAACUUCUUCUUAUAUGGCUUGUGCCAAAUUCUCUAUGUUGGGUUAUUCUGGAAGAAGAAAACAACUGAGAAGCAGAAGAGACUUCACCAUAAGAGCUCAGCAGCAACCUGGUGAAGUCCAAGAACCACAAGAAAUGAAAGUACAAGAACCAGAAGUAAAGAGAGGAAAAGGAGAGCCAAAAGGGACAGUGCCAAGGCCAGUGGAGGCACAAUUGAAUGUGCAGAGUAAGAACAUGGGGAGAGAAUAUGGUGGGGAUUGGCUUAGCAGUGCCACAAGGCAUGUGAGGAUUUAUGCAGCUUAUAUAGACCCAGAAACCUGUGCAUUUGAUCAAACACAGAUGGAUAAGCUCACCAUUAUACUUGAUCCAACCAAUGAGUUUGUGUGGACUCCAGAGACUACCAACAAGGUCUACUCCUACUUCCAAGAGCUUGUGGAUCACUAUGAGGGUGCAGAUUUGACAGAAUACACUCUGCGUCUGAUUGGUUCAGACAUAGAGCACUACAUAAGGAAGCUUCUGUAUGAUGGAGAAAUCAAAUACAACAUGGAUGCAAGAGUCCUUAACUUCAGCAUGGGUAAGCCUCGUGUUAUGUUCAAUAACAACGAAUUUCAACCUCAGGAUGCAUGAUCGUAAGAUUCAGAGUCGUCAAACACAAAGGCUGGAGAAAGAAGAUGAAUCCAAUAGGAUUGGAUCAAAGAGUAAUGUCUUCCCAUCCAUCCAUUCUUACUCAUUGAAGGUUAAUAUGUGAUUUAUGUAGAGAGAAUAUACAUCUGAAUUUGUUUCUCUAGAAGUGAAGUAGUAAACUACUCCAAAAUGAAGAGUGAGGAAAGAUUAUCAAGAAAUUUGAUUAUGGGAUCAGAGGCUGAUUGAAGAUACAAGGGCAUAAACAGAUCAGUUCUUUCUUAUACACCCUACUAUUCUUCCAUUUCGUAGAACAAAACCACAUUUUCUAGUACGAAGUAUCAUAUAUAACUUAAGAAACAAUCCAUUGCAUCCAUAACAGAACCAUUGUUGUCUGCAUUAGGAGAUCAACCGCUACAUCGUGCAUAAAAGGUGCCAAACCACAGCCUACUUGCAAUGUAUGAUUCAUAUACUUCACAUGUGCAA
Molecule: messenger RNA, 1117 nt
Organism: Fragaria vesca subsp. vesca
Lineage: Eukaryota; Viridiplantae; Streptophyta; Magnoliopsida; Rosales; Rosaceae
Product: NAD(P)H-quinone oxidoreductase subunit M, chloroplastic-like
Exons: 2
Coding region: 5-637 (210 amino acids)
Molecular function (GO): oxidoreductase activity, acting on NAD(P)H, quinone or similar compound as acceptor
Source: RefSeq, a predicted model, not a curated record